AUGCUGUCUUCGGUGGUAGACUUCUUUCGCGACCGCUACCUUCCACCAUAUUGCGACUGCUGCAACCACAACUUCGAAAUCCUGUCUCUUGAAAGCGAGUCGAGUGGAGAUUCUGCAAGUCGAAAUUUCCUACGGCAAGGGCUGGCGUCUUUCAAGCGAUGGACAUCAGAAGUGAUGGUCAAGCCACUCAUAGCCAAGGAGAGAAAAGCCAGCACGAAGCAACGAAUCAAAAAAUUCUUUCAGCUAGGAAAGAUUAUUGGGCGAGAGACGAAGCACGUCAAGAGUGACCAAAUGAUAGCCCGGAACGAAUCUGGACGAGAGUCCUGUCUGGAUUGCUCAAAAUCCAACAUAUACACCGACAUGGGCUCAAUAUUCGCCUCCAUUGCCGAGUCUGAUAAGCCCCUUCAAAAGGAACCCAAUUCGCCCAUGAUCUGCUUCCUCAUCCACCUUGCAUCCGACCUCAAUAUCCAGGGGCCAUUCCUGUCACGGCUCCACAGACUACCGGCUGACGUCACGCAGACCGAUGGAUUGUCUAGCCUGAGCUGCGCAUCGACCUGGCUACAGUCCUCUCUGGUCCUAAUUCGCGACUCUUACUCACCUGACUCUACACCACUAGACCUGCAACUGCCGUUUGUGGUUUUAGAAACGGAGUAUCAGCGUGCUCGUGCUCGGGCGACGGCACUGCAACAGCAGUGUCCGGAUGAGCAGGUUGUAACCGCGACAUUGGACCUGGCGGUGUUGAAAGCGGCGAAGCUCGUGACCUCGGCUGAGCAUGCAUUCAGGAUGCUGAGAGUGCCGAUGGAGAGCGUGGACUUCUCACAGCGGCUGUUGGUGUGA
This is a messenger RNA of Boeremia exigua, 837 nucleotides long. RefSeq lists its product as uncharacterized. Lineage: Eukaryota; Fungi; Ascomycota; Dothideomycetes; Pleosporales; Didymellaceae. The coding region runs from base 1 to 837 and encodes 278 amino acids. The record is from RefSeq and is a predicted model, not a curated record. The transcript is spliced from 2 exons.